Molecule: messenger RNA, 426 nt
Organism: Chondrus crispus (carragheen)
Lineage: Eukaryota; Rhodophyta; Florideophyceae; Gigartinales; Gigartinaceae
Exons: 4
Coding region: 1-426 (141 amino acids)
Source: RefSeq, a predicted model, not a curated record
AUGCUAAAUUGGAUCAAGAUUGAAUUCAAUCGCACUUAUGCGGUAGGCGACAGCCAAUGUAUUAAAUGGACCAAUCAGGUGCACGCUGACGUCCAUACAUGUCCAAACAUGCCCGUCCAUGCUGUCUUAAAGGAGGCCCUCAUUUCGAUUCAGAAUUCUGCACUUGUCAUGGACACUUUCUCACAAGGCAAUCGCAGAAUUCCUUCAGGGGUAAACCCUAAAACGAAAUCUUUCGGGUUUGGCUCCGCUCGAUGGCUUUGGCCUACUAGAACCCAAACGGCUGCGCCUCUGACGCCGUCACCUGAAGCCGUGGAAUUUGUGGACUGGUUUUUGCAAAACAUAGACUUCUCUGUUGAACAAACGCUGAUGUGUUCUGACACGCCACUCAGUUGUAGUUUUCUUCGGCAAAUCCUCUUAGAUCCAUGA